Molecule: messenger RNA, 1624 nt
Organism: Rhopalosiphum padi (bird cherry-oat aphid)
Lineage: Eukaryota; Metazoa; Arthropoda; Insecta; Hemiptera; Aphididae
Product: ciliary microtubule inner protein 1-like
Exons: 5
Coding region: 72-602 (176 amino acids)
Source: RefSeq, a predicted model, not a curated record
ACAAUAAUACACAUUUCGCGUGAAAGUGGCGUCACUAUCGUAGACAACAGCAGUACGGCACUGUAGUGAAAAUGUCCAACUCUGAGUUGCAUAAAGAACCAAAACAGAUAAAUAAUAAUAAUAACAACAGUAGUAAUAAUAAAACUAAUAAUAUUAAACCCCAGCAACAGCAACAGCAGGAAAGGAGAAAAAAUAAAAAGAUUGAUAAGGUGCAAUGUGAUGGCAGGUUGAAAAUUAUAAUAAACAGAGAAAAUGAAUUGCGAGCUAGAUGGCCAGAACGGUGGGGGUUUUAUUCAAAAAAUAACGUGGAAAAAAUAUGGAGCGAACAUGCUGUCAAUUUAGGACUACCGGAAAACUUUAUUGAUCUCAGAAGACAGAAACUACGUAAACAAGAUAUUAUUCAACCGUUGAUCGAAGCAGUACCAUCACCGAUGUGCGUUCCCAUAACGUCAUCGGGUUUUGUUGGAUGGCGUUCUGCGCAAAGUAUUUGCAAUUUAGAAAUGUUUGGCAGGAAUUGUGAUUACAAUAAACUAGAUACUCGAAUGUUAAAAUCAGACAACGAGCCAGAUCAAAAACAACAAAGAUUUAUAAUUCUAGGAUAAAUAAUUUAUGUUUGUAAAAAAGGAGGUCAAGUAAUUAUUUUUAUACAAGUAUUAUACUGGUGACUUUUCUCAUAAUUAAUAUGAUGAAUUCACUUCAACUAUAACCAGUUUUUCUUAAUUUAAAAAGUCUAAAAACAUCAAGUGUUAAAUGACAAAAACCUGCAAUUAGGUUUUAGUGAUAUUAUUGGUAUUACACAUGUUGAAAAAAUAUAGGUAAUAAAGAUAAAUGUACAAGCAUAACAUUCUGAAAUAGUAAUUAGAAUUUUAGGUUGUAGUUUUUUUUUUUUUAAUGUAUUUAAAACAUUGUAAACAUAUUCAUAUACAGCAUAAGUAAAUGCUUAUGUGUUGAUAGUAUGUCUAAACAAAAAAAAUCUAUUAAUUUACACUUAUAAUUUUAGUAAGGUAUUGUGAUUGAGGAAAUGCUUAAUUUCCAAACAAUGUUAAAUCAUUUGUUGUAUACACAUAAUUAUGCAAAAAUGAAAAAUGUGAGUCAAAAUAAUAUAAAUUAAGAUCGUAGUUAUAGAAUGAAAUAAAUAAUUUCAUGAAACAAUAAAAUGGAAUAGAAAGACAAAAAUUAAAAAUAUUUAAAUAUGUAAAUUUAAAAUUUAGUAAAUAAAAUGAUUUUGGUUUAAAAUAUUUCAAAAUUACACAAGUUCUACUAAUAAUCAAUAAGUAUUACUAUUUAAUUUUAUAAAAUUUGAAUUAUUUUUUUAACUCACUAGUCACUUAGUAAUUUUAUUAUCUUUGUAAAAUUUAACAAGUUUAGAUUUUGGUUUCUUAAUGUUUUUUUUUUUGUAUUUUUUGAAUUGUUUUAUCAUAGGGGUGGCAAAUUAUUAGAACGUUACAUACCAACAUUUUUUUUUUUUGGAGAAUGCUAUGAAAAAUAUUACCUAGGUAUAUAUUAUAUUAUUUCUAAUAUUGUAAGAAAAAAAAUGAUUGUAAUUUUAUUGUAUGAUUAUUAAUAUAUUAAUAUAAAAAAGGUUAGUUUAGGUGCAUAAUAUAAUAACAUUACUUUGUUAAUU